Molecule: messenger RNA, 1378 nt
Organism: Gordionus sp. m RMFG-2023
Lineage: Eukaryota; Metazoa; Nematomorpha; Gordioida; Chordodea; Parachordodidae
Product: serine--tRNA ligase, mitochondrial-like
Exons: 7
Coding region: 1-1296 (431 amino acids)
Biological process (GO): mitochondrial seryl-tRNA aminoacylation
Cellular component (GO): mitochondrion
Molecular function (GO): tRNA binding; serine-tRNA ligase activity; ATP binding
Source: RefSeq, a predicted model, not a curated record
AUGUCUGAUGAAUCGGAUAAUAGAAAUGGCACUGCACCAACCAAUCAGCCAUUCAUAGAUGCCAUCAAACGAAUAAAAAAUAUUAAUUUAGCCAAGAUAUUUAAUAAUUUUAACGAAUAUAAUUCAUCUAACAAUUUGCCAAAUAGUGAAUUAUAUGAUGCUAUUUGUAGUGACUUGAAAUUUUUUCCAAAUAAUGUGCACCCAAAUGUUUUUUUACUCAAUGAUAUUGUAGAAGAAAAAGGUACUGUUGUUGACACAUUAAAUAUUAAAAAGGAAGGUAAAGAUUUAAUAUCAUUUGAAAACUGCCUAAAUAAAUAUCAAAUUGGCAGGCAUGAAAACCUAGGAAAUGUUACUGGACCUAAAUCCUAUUAUUAUUUUAAUAAUUUAGCCUUGUUAGAGAGAGCUCUUUUCAAAUACAUUAUGGAAAUAUUAAUUAAAAAUAAUUUUAUUAUAAUCAAUUCACCAUCUAUCAUCCAUAAGUCAUACAUAGAAGGUUGUGGAUUUCCUUUAGACAGUGUAAGAGAUCAAAUAUAUUAUCUGAAUCCGCACAUAUUUCCAAACAUUUGCAUGGCUGGCACAUCUGAAAUUCCUUUAGCUUCAUAUUUUAGCAAUAUAACUUUUUUAAGAAAAGAAUUACCAAUCAAAGUUUGUGCAAUUAGUCGCUGUUAUAGAGCAGAAAUAACAUCAAAUAAAAAGGAACAUGGUUUAUAUAGAGUCAACUAUUUUGAUAAGUUAGAAAUGUUUGCUAUAACCUCCUCAGACCUGGAUAAUCAAGAAAGUGAAAAUAUGUUAAAGCAUUUUGUCAGUUUACAAAAAGAAAUUUACUCAAAUUUGGGGCUACAUUUGAGAGUUUUGGAGAUGGCUGGUCAUGAGCUAGGCCUACCCGCUUACCAUAAAUUCGACAUCGAAUCCUGGAUGCCUGCUAGAAAGAUUUUCGGUGAAAUUUCAAGCGCGUCCAAUUGCACCGAUUUUCAGAGUCGAAGACUUAAUAUUAAAUACAUACCCGAUAUAAACGAUGAUUCUCACGAUAAUUGUAUAGUAGAUGAUUCCGUAAACAAAACGGGAACAAAACCAUAUUGUUUUGUUCACACGGUAAAUGGAACUGCAUGCGCGAUUCCCAGAUUAAUGAUAUCGUUAAUCGAAACUCACUAUGAACCUAAAAAUAAUUUCAUAAAAUACCCUAAAGUUUUGUUACCCUUUUUAAAUUUUUUUUAUGAUAAUGAUAUAAACUUAGAUCUGGCAAUCACUGAACCAAUAGAAAGAUGGAGCCAACGACCACUUAAAACUAAACGUUAAUAAUUUGUAAACAUAUAUAUAAUAAAUUAUUUUGCAUAUUUUUGUAACUUUACAUAAUUUUAAAACAAAUUUAUAAAAUGGA